AAUAAAAGCCUCUCCUUGACUCUGGGCUGGUUUACUCUUUCACUGCUCCUGUCCUGUUUCACACACAACACACGGUAACUUUUCCACAAUGGCAAAACACAAAAUUAGCCUUGUGGUUGCCCUUGUGCUGGCACUUCUUUUCUUCAUCGUCACCAUGGUGUUCUCUGGUCUGGCAGCAUCUGGAAAAACUCCGUUUUUGAACCCAACGGCUAAUGUUUCAGACAAAUUCAUGACCAUGAUCACACCAUCAGGAUGGACCUUUGUCAUAUGGGGGAUCAUCUACACCUUCCUGGCUUUGGUGUUGGUCUAUGCCAUCUCUGGCAUCUUUAGAAAGAACGCCUAUGGCUACGUGUACUGCAGCCCUGCAGUUUUGCCGCAUGGAUUUUUCCUGGCCUGGUGCUGCAAUCUCACCUUCAACAUCACAUGGUUGUUCCUGUGGGACAGAACGAUAAUGCCUGCUGCUCUGGUUCUCCUCAUCCUCGUUGCGUUGAGUAACUACGCCAUGAUUCUCUUCUCGUGCCACGGCCUCCAAAGCUACGGAGCCUGGCUCAGCAAAUAUCACAAAGUAGACCUGUGGCUCCAUCGUGUGUUGGUCCAGAAUGGCAUUGCCAUAUAUGCAACAUGGACAACAGUUGCUUCCCACAUUAACCUGACCAUUGUGUUGGUGGAUAGUGCAAACAUGUCCCAAUCGGAUGCAGCAGUUCUUGCACUCUCUGUUUUGACUGUGUUGCUCUUGGUGUGGUUUAUCCUGGAAAACUCUGUCCUGGACAAACAUGUGAGGUAUAUUCUCUCCAUUUACCCGUCUAUGAUCUGGGCUCUGACGGGGGUGUUUGACCAAAACUAUGUGGCUGCUUUUCCUUCUCGCACUAACAAAUUCAUUGUUUCCCUUUUGGCCAUCGCCUGUGUCCUGUUUGCUGCUCGCCUUGUUUUGGUGAUCUGGAGGCACAUCAAAAGACCAUUUUAUAAAGACGUCGACCCUGAUGACAUGUCACCGAUGGAAAUCGCUGAUAGGCAUAAAAACGUCUUUCAGUAAAAAAGCUGAACAGUUAUUUCUUAUAUAUUAUUUCUUUGAGAUGUAUUUCUUAUGCUUUGUAAAUAUUUAUGCGUUUUCCUUUGGUGAACCUACAAAUGUGAUAAAAGAUAGGAUGUUGCAGAAGUCCAAUCUUAUUUUCACCUUAAAAGAAUAAUGCGAAGAUGUCGCUGUCUUUUUUGUACUUUUUAAAUAAAUGUUUAUUUUUUGUGAAAUCA
This is a messenger RNA of Labrus bergylta (ballan wrasse), 1248 nucleotides long. RefSeq lists its product as uncharacterized. The record is from RefSeq and is a predicted model, not a curated record. Lineage: Eukaryota; Metazoa; Chordata; Actinopteri; Labriformes; Labridae.